AUGAACCAAUAUCGAGAGAUCAAAAUCGCCAUGUCGUCAAGACCUACCACAGCUAGCACAGUUAUUGAAAAGCCCAACAGGAAGGCUGUCUGGCCUAGCUGUCUCUUCAACUUCAACCCUAUCAAGACUUGGGCCACAACCAUGUUCGGAAACAAACCUGCAUACGUCGAGCUGGACGACGACUCUGAGCCGUUGCUGGAUGACAUGCGAGCACCCAGACCUGCAAAUGUUGUUUCGAGUUACAUGCGCCGGGCCGCUUCACGAACGAUUAGGAAAUACAACCGGCUGCCAUGA
Messenger RNA from Fusarium coffeatum, 294 nucleotides. RefSeq lists its product as uncharacterized. NCBI's taxonomy places the organism in Eukaryota, Fungi, Ascomycota, Sordariomycetes, Hypocreales, Nectriaceae. The coding region runs from base 1 to 294 and encodes 97 amino acids. The record is from RefSeq and is a predicted model, not a curated record. The transcript has a single exon.